AUGGCUGCCUCAAUUCUUCGAAUGCGCUCCUUAGCAACUUCGCGCCAAGUGCGUUGCUUCAGCUCUUCACCUCGCCAAUAUGCUGCAGCAGAGGUUAAGAAGCUUGGUGUCAUCGGCGCUGGCCAGAUGGGUUUGGGUAUUGCUCUUGUUGCAGCUCAAAAGGCACAGGUUCCUGUUACCUUGAUUGAUACAACAGACAAGGCUUUGGACAAGGGAAUUGCUUUUGCCGAGAAACUCCUAGCAAAGGAUGUCUCCAAGUCGAGAAUCACACAGGAGCAGGCUGACAAGGCACGAUCUCUCCUCUCGACCAGCACCAAAAUGGAGGAUCUCUCGUCUGCAGACAUGGUUAUCGAGGCUGUUCCUGAGCUGCCCAAUCUCAAGUUUGACAUCUUCAGCAAGCUGGCUCAGAUCUGCCCCAAGCAUGCUAUUCUUGCCACAAAUACCUCCUCCAUCUCCAUCACUCGCAUCGCCGCUGCAACUACUACAGACCCUACCGACACUUCUGCUUCAUCCCGUGUAGUGUCUACUCACUUCAUGAACCCCGUCCCUGUGCAAAAGGGUGUUGAGAUCAUCAGCGGUCUGCAGACCAGCCAGGACACACUUGAUACUGCUAUUGAGUUCUGCAAGCGUAUGGGCAAGAUCACUUCUGUUUCCGCCGACUCCCCUGGCUUCCUCGCCAAUCGAAUUCUCAUGCCUUACAUUAACGAGGCCAUUAUUUGUUUGGAGACCAAUGUUGGAGACCGCGACUCUAUCGACGCCAUUAUGAAGAACGGCACAAAUGUUCCCAUGGGUCCUCUUCAACUUGCUGACUUUAUCGGUCUCGACACAUGUCUUUCUAUCAUGAAGGUUCUGUACGAAGAGACUGCCGAUUCCAAGUACAGGCCGAGUGUUUUGCUGAAGAACAUGGUCAACGCUGGAUGGUAUGGAAAGAAGAGUGGCAAGGGAUUCUAUGACUAUUAA
Messenger RNA from Fusarium poae, 960 nucleotides. RefSeq lists its product as uncharacterized. Bases 1 to 960 code for a protein of 319 amino acids. Gene Ontology annotation, molecular function: oxidoreductase activity, acting on the CH-OH group of donors, NAD or NADP as acceptor; NAD+ binding. Gene Ontology annotation, biological process: fatty acid metabolic process. The record is from RefSeq and is a predicted model, not a curated record. The transcript is spliced from 2 exons. NCBI's taxonomy places the organism in Eukaryota, Fungi, Ascomycota, Sordariomycetes, Hypocreales, Nectriaceae.